AUGGAGGUACGUAGUCGCUUUAGCGAAGCUUAUGGCUGGCUGCUGAUCUAUAGGCGGGGGAAAGUCUUGGUGAUUGACCCUCCUCGUGGAACACUUUAUAUAUCUUUGUGUUCCGUGAGUCUAUAUUACCGUAUCGGCAUGUACAGCCCUACUUGGGGGCUUUUGGCAUGGAAAGGGGGAAUCAUAGCAAACCCGUUCAAGGUACUGCAAGAGGGGACAAAGUUAGGCAAUAAAGCACACAGCAAGGUCCUGUCUUUCUUUACCUUUCCAUCGUCCGGCUUCGGAAUCAUUCUCUUGGGUAUCUAUGAGAUCGAGUAUGGAGCACACCUGGUAAUCUCUUUCGAAGGAAGCCCUCAAUACAGAAAGCAAGAGGUGAAUCAUUGUCGUGUGAAUGGGCGAGUCCUUGACCGUGGAUUCUGUCCAGGGGAGCCAGACACAAUCCCUCCGGAUCAAAGUAAGUCAAUGCGAGGUCAGAGAAGAGACGAGAAUUGA
Molecule: messenger RNA, 492 nt
Organism: Striga asiatica
Lineage: Eukaryota; Viridiplantae; Streptophyta; Magnoliopsida; Lamiales; Orobanchaceae
Source: the annotation of a GenBank genome assembly